Guillardia theta CCMP2712 is the source of this 618-nucleotide messenger RNA. RefSeq lists its product as hypothetical. The transcript has 10 exons. Lineage: Eukaryota; Cryptophyceae; Pyrenomonadales; Geminigeraceae. The record is from RefSeq and is a predicted model, not a curated record. The coding region runs from base 1 to 618 and encodes 205 amino acids. Gene Ontology annotation, molecular function: tRNA 2'-phosphotransferase activity. Gene Ontology annotation, biological process: tRNA splicing, via endonucleolytic cleavage and ligation.
AUGGACGGGCGGCUGGUGGGUCUCAGCAAGAAGAUGAGCUGGCUUCUCCGCCAUGGCGCGAUCUCAGCUGGGGUCGCAAUGGAGGAUGAUGGUACUGUAUCGGUGGAGGAAAUGCUGAGGCAUGCGAGUUUCCGAGGAUACACCGUUGCUGAUGUCCGUAAGGUGGUAGAACACAAUGACAAGAAACGAUUUGUGUUGAUCAUGGCUGGGGCUCAACUGAGAGUGCGAGCACAACAAGGGCACGGGCAGCUUGUUGCAGCACAUGUGAAGCAGGAGAACUUGUUGGAAGCGAUGAGAGAGCCGCCACAAGUUUGCAUUCAUGGAACUUAUUUGAAGCAUUGGGACUUGAUCAGACAAGACGGAUUGAAGAGAAUGAGCAGACAACACAUUCAUUUAACAGACCUCCAGCCGAGGUCAGGCCAGGAGAAAGUGAGCGGUUUCAGAGAAAACUGCGAAUUGUUGAUAUUCGUAGAUGCAGCAAAGGCGAUGCAAGAUGGAUGUAAGUUUUAUCGAUCGGGCAAUGGGGUGAUCCUUACAGAAGGAUUUGAUGGAGUUAUACCCGCAAGAUACUUCCAGCGGGUGACAAGAAAAGAUGGGACUGAGUUUGCCAUGGCAUGA